GAGUUUUGCUAUCUUGCCUGGGCUGGUCUCAAACUCCUAGCCUCAAGUGAUCCUUCUGCUUCGACCUCUCAAAGUGCUGGGAUUACAAGAGUGAGCCACAUAGCACUUGGCCACACAGCACCUCUUACACUAAAUGUAUGGAGAUUGUUUUGCCGGACACCAAGCAAUUCUGACACCAUAGUCUCCAGUGAAGAACAGCUGGAUGCCCUAUGAUUUAGUUCCAAUCUAACACUGUCUACCUGUAGAUAGUGUUAAAUGCUGUAGGAUAAGUUCUCAGUCCCACAAGACGGUGCCAUCCCCCCCACCACUUCAGAUGCAUGCUCUAGGUUGUGACCUGUGUCUAUGACCAGCCAUAAAUUGGGGUUCCCAUGACCCCCUUCUUGGGUUCAGUUAAUUUGCUAGAGCAGCUCAUAGAACUUAGGGAAACACUUUACUUAUGUUUGCCCAUUUAUUAAACAGCAUAUUUUAAGAAAUAUAGAUGAACAGCCAGAUGGAAGAGAUGAAUAAGAUUCUGUCAACUGUUUAAGAACAAAUGCACCUUAUAGCUCAUGGAAGAAAAAACACAAAUCAAGACAUUUUUGGGUUCCAAGUUGCCAAAGUAUGGAACAAAAUCUGUAAGAAGUACAUUGCAGCCAAUGCCAAAUGGGACACCUGUUAAUUUAUUAGGAACUUCCAAGAAUAGUAAUGUCAAAAGUUACAUCAAAAAUAAUGGCUCUGAUUGUCCAUCAUCUCAUUCAUUUAAUUGGAGGAAAGCAAAUAAAUAUCAGCUUUGUGCACAAGGUGCCGAAGAGCCUAACAAUACUCAAAAUUCACAUGAUAAAAUAAUUGAUCCUGAAAAACGUGUUCCUACUCAAGGAAUGUUUGAUAAAAAUGGGAUAAAGGGAGGUUUGAAAAGUGUUUCUUUAUUCACAUCAAAGUUAGCAAAGCCAUCCACUAUGUUUGUGUCAUCUACAGAGGAAUUAAACCAAAAGUCUUUUUCUGGACCAUCUAAUUUGGGUAAAUUCACCAAAGGCACAUUAUUAGGAAGGACUUCAUAUUCUUCGGUCAAUACUCCAAAAUCACAGUUGAAUGGAUUUUAUGGAAACCGAUCAGCUGGUAGCAUGCAAAGGCCUAGAGCGAACUCCUGUGCCACCAGAAGCAGUUCUGGAGAAAGCUUAGCUCAAUCCCCAGACAGUAGUAAAUCUAUUAAUUGUGAAAAAAUGGUAAGGUCACAAAGUUUUUCACAUUCCAUUCAGAAUUCAUUCCUUCCACCUUCAUCUAUAACCAGAUCACAUUCCUUUAAUAGAGCUGUGGAUCUUACAAAGCCUUAUCAGAACCAACAGCUAUCCAUUAGAGUGCCUCUACGGUCAAGUAUGCUAACAAGAAAUUCCCGGCAGCCAGAAGUACUAAAUGGGAAUGAACAUUUGGGGUAUGGAUUUAAUAGGCCUUAUGCUGCUGGUGGAAAGAAGUUGGCUUUACCAAAUGGCCCAGGUGUAACUUCUACUUUAGGUUAUAGAAUGGUUCAUCCCUCUCUACUGAAAUCUAGCCGAUCUCCAUUUUCUGGGACUAUGACAGUUGAUGGAAAUAAAAAUUCACCUGCUGACACAUGUGUAGAGGAAGAUGCUACAGUUUUGGCUAAGGACAGAGCUGCUAAUAAGGACCAAGAACUGAUUGAAAAUGAAAGUUAUAGAACAAAAAACAACCAGACCAUGAAACAUGAUGCUAAAAUGAGAUACCUGAGUGAUGAUGUGGAUGACAUUUCCUUGUCGUCUUUGUCAUCUUCUGAUAAGAAUGAUUUAAGUGAAGACUUUAGUGAUGAUUUUAUAGAUAUAGAGGACUCCAACAGAACUAGAAUAACUCCAGAGGAAAUGUCUCUCAAAGAAGAGAAACAUGAAAAUGGGCCACCACAGGAUAUGUUUGAUUCCCCCAAGGAAAAUGAAAAAGCCUUCAGUAAAACUGAUGAAUGGAUAGAUAUAAGUGUCUCUGACAGGAGUGAAUGUACAAAACAUACUUCUGGGAAUAAUUUGGUUUCACCAGAUACAGACUACAGAGCUGGUUCUUCGUUUGAACUCUCUCCAUCUGAUAGCUCUGAUGGAACAUACAUGUGGGAUGAAGAAGGCUUGGAACCCAUUGGAAAUGUCCAUCCAGUUGGGAGCUAUGAGUCCUCUGAAAUGAACAGCAUAGAUAUUUUGAAUAAUCUUGAAUCAUGUGACCUUGAGGAUGAUGAUCUUAUGCUUGAUGUGGAUCUGCCUGAGGAUGCACCUCUUGAAAAUGUGGAGUGUGACAAUAUGAACCGCUUUGACCGACCAGACAGAAAUGUUCGGCAGCCUCAGGAAGGUUUUUGGAAAAGGCCACCCCAGAGGUGGAGUGGACAGGAGCAUUACCACCUCAGCCACCCUGACCACUAUCAUCACCAUGGAAAAAGUGACUUGAGCAGAGGCUCUCCCUAUAGAGAAUCUCCUUUGGGUCAUUUUGAAAGCUAUGGAGGGAUGCCCUUUUUCCAGGCUCAGAAGAUGUUUGUUGAUGUACCAGAAAAUACAGUGAUACUGGAUGAGAUGACCCUUCGGCACAUGGUUCAGGAUUGCACUGCUGUAAAAACUCAGUUACUCAAACUGAAACGUCUCCUGCAUCAGCAUGAUGGAAGUGGUUCAUUGCAUGAUAUUCAACUGUCAUUGCCAUCCAGUCCGGAACCAGAAGAUGGUGAUAAAGUGUAUAAGAAUGAAGAUUUAUUAAAUGAAAUAAAACAACUUAAAGAGGAAAUAAAGAAAAAAGAUGAAAAGAUCCAACUAUUAGAACUUCAGCUUGCAACUCAGCAUAUCUGCCACCAAAAAUGUAAAAAGGAAAAAUGCACUUAUGCUGAUAAAUAUACCCAAACACCCUGGAGACGAAUUCCUCCUCAAGUACUACAGCCUUCCAGCAGCCUUCCCAGACCCACAGACCACACCCAGGGAAAACUAAUAAAGCCACAAUGUAUCGAGGCCCGCAGUGAAUGCGCAAUCCAAGACAUGCAUCAGGGCGGUGCACAUCCGGAAGAAAGCUUUACACACGUCUUGCAACAAGAAAGCAACUAUGGUUUGGAAGAGCAGCCUUUUUCAUCAGGCCCACAAUUAACAAUGGAUGUGGCUAAGAGUACACCUUCUGAAGCAAACUUAAACAUUACUGUAAAUGCUCAAGAGCCUUAUCAUUUGGCAAACAAUCAAAUUAGUGACAUGCAGUUUAUACCCACUUCUCUUCAGACACCUCCCGAGUCAAGUACAGUAGACCAGGCUAAGAGAGUUGGAAGAAAUCAGUCUCCGCCAGUGGGUUUUAUGUCUCAGCCCAAGUCUUUGCAGCUUUUAAAGCCAUCCAUAUUGAGUUCUUUGGUACCGCCUCCAGUUUCUGAAUCAUCUCCAAGUAGGACUCCCACUUGUAAAAAGUCACCAAUAAUCACAACAUGUAAUUCAGCAAAACUUCAGCCAACAUCUAGUCAAACAAAUCUUGCAAAUAAUCAGAAUCUGAAAGCAUCUAAGCUCCGCCCCCCCUCAGGCUCUUUCAAACAAAAACAAACAAACAGCCCCCAACUAGAGCCUCAAAGCUUCCAGGCCAAGACAAGCAUCCCAAGGCCACUAACACAACGAAAAGAAAUCAUGCAGAAUCCAAAUGGCAAUUUGCAUUCUGGGGAUUGUUUGGCCUCUAAUCGAUAUUCUCGUCUUCCUAAACCAAAGAUACAUUAAGUACAUAGCCAUCACCUGCCAAUUUGUUUCUUAAAAACAAUCUCUUCUGUAAUAGCUUUAUGUGCAGCUUGCAGCUUGCUACUGUGGUGGAGGUUCCAUUGAAAGCCUGCAAAUCUUAAAUUAAAAUGUGGAAGCUUCUACUAGUUUGGCUCCUUCAUUUUAUAUCCUGGUUGAAGUACAUGCCAUUUGAGCAUAAUUAUCUCAGGUAAACACGAAAGUUUGCUUACCCGUUUCAGAGGCCUGCCAAAGGCCCAAAUCAUGUUAUCCAUCCCUCUCCACGUCAGAAAAUUCGUAAUAUUUUACUGAGCAGGCAAGAAGUGUGCUUUGCUGGUUUAGUCCUGUUAAGGUCUGUAUUUAUUGUGGUUGUCAGAACCUCACCCCUUUUCACUUGUCUCUCCUGUGAAUAUGGCUACUAUUUUAACUAAAGAUAUGGUGAUAAUGGAAGAUGGUAGUCUGUAAGCAGAGUUCUGGCCAGUGUUUUGUAUAUUUAAAAGGUCUAUGCAAAAGCUUUGUGAUGAAUAAAGGAGAUUAGGCUUUUAA
Molecule: messenger RNA, 4232 nt
Organism: Gorilla gorilla gorilla (western lowland gorilla)
Lineage: Eukaryota; Metazoa; Chordata; Mammalia; Primates; Hominidae
Gene: CCSER2
Product: coiled-coil serine rich protein 2
Exons: 10
Coding region: 549-3692 (1047 amino acids)
Biological process (GO): microtubule bundle formation
Cellular component (GO): microtubule cytoskeleton
Molecular function (GO): microtubule binding
Source: RefSeq, a predicted model, not a curated record